Thamnophis sirtalis is the source of this 2085-nucleotide messenger RNA. Lineage: Eukaryota; Metazoa; Chordata; Lepidosauria; Squamata; Natricidae. The record is from RefSeq and is a predicted model, not a curated record.
AUGGGUUUGGUAGCCCCUUACGUGCACGGAGGACACCAGCUUGGGAAGGGUGUGGCACGGGGCUUCGAUCAGCCUCUCCUAAUGCUGUCUAAGAACUCAGAUGGCAGCAAUGAUGCUCGUCAAGAGGAUGCCACGUUUGGAGCAAAUGACUUUCAUAGCAAAGGAUUACAGAUUUCACAGGUGAGAUUUGCUGGCCCCAACCCUGCCCAGCCCAGCCCAGUGUUGUUAGCAACGCAAUCUGGCAAUCUUGAGAGAGUCGGCAACUUCGACAAAAUGCAGCGACUUGGCCUAGUGGAGUGGGACAAGCCUUUGUUCCUCUUUCUGCUCCUCAUUGCCUGGACGAAAGGUGUCGAGUUCACAGACCUUCCUAGAAGAGUGGGACUGGCAGACAGUGAGGAACCAAAUUCACUUGUGACUACCAUCUUUGUCAGUUGUACAAACUCAAGCUAUGUGCCUGUGACACACCUGAGGACCGUCACCCCGGAGUCCUCUUUUUUCAACUUUCCAAACUUCUUAUCUGCUAACAGCUAUCAGGUGAGACUUAGUCCCAGUGCUGCUCUAGAUGCUAGAGUGGUGAAUCUGUAUGUCUUAACAUUCAGAGCAAGCUGUCCAAGAGAGACGACAAGAGAUGCUCAACUCAUUGUUCAAGUUAAUGAAGCAGAGAGAUUAGUGUGCAAUGAAGGAUAUACUGGCAUAGGACGGUCGCCUAUACAAGUUUCAGAAGAUGUUCCACCUGGAGAAAUAAUCUACAGAACUGUCUUGAAGAGGCGGGGUAGAGGCACACUGUCCUUCACCGUUGAGGACUCUUCCUUAUCUUUUAGCAUAACUCCAGAAGGAGUCUUGCAGGUACCUGCUGCAGGUUUCACUCGUGAACAAGCUGGCAAGACAUUCCCACUAAAAAUCGUGGUUAGGGAUGGUGCUUCAAGACGUUGCGAAGUGCCUCUGUCUAUCCACGUGAACCCUGUUUACCAUAACAAAGUCAGUUUCAGGGAAUCAUCAGUUGCAAGUUCAAUAUGGGAAAGUGUACUACCUUUGACCAAAGUCAUACAGGUCGUAGCAACUGGGAAACCUGUGCUCUACCAGAUCGUCUCCCCAAGCACACGCUAUUUCACCAUUGAACCAGAUACAGGCAUCAUCAAGACCACAUACUACUUAGAUCUGAAAAACAAUCCAAGCUUAGCAAACACCCAGUUGAAGGUGAAAGCUUACAAUAUGUUACAUCCCACUGAUCAAGCCAUCAUCCUUGUCAACAUUACUGUGAAGCAGGAGAACUUGGAAGCACCCUUGUGUUCUCCCGCUGUGUUUGUGACUCAGGUUCCAGAAAACAUUAGUGGCCCCAUAUUGUCUCUGUCUUGCUAUGAUCCAGAGAAUAUCAAUAGCAGCUUAACGUACAAUAUAGUCAACCAGAACCCACCUUAUAGCUUCAAAAUGGAUGGUCCAAAUCUUCAGGUAAAUAGCAGUUUGGACUGUGAUUCAGGAAGUAUGGCCUCUCUUAACUUUCAAUACAAGGCUGACAUUCUAGUGAUUGAUGAAGGAAGCCCUGCACAAACCACCACUGUUUCUGUGCUGGUGACAGUGACACCAGUGAAUGAAUUCAACCCAAAUUGCUCAAAACAUGUAUUCAGUGUACCAGAGAAUACUGAGUAUGGAUACAGCUUUGGCAAUGUCAAUGGCUCUGAUCAAGACUAUCCAUUCAACAAAAUUGAAUACAGCCUAAUGGAUGCGGAUGCUGGAGUUUUCUACAUUAGUAGGCAUACAGGUCAGCUGCAUGUACUUUUGCCCCUGGAUUAUGAAGUACAGAAAGUGUAUCAUCUGGCUGUCAUUCUAAAAGACCUGGGGAAUGAAGCAGCCGACGGUACUCAAAGGACAACAACGUGUAACGUCAUGGUUUUCGUGCAGGAUGUGAACGAUCAUCCUCCUAAGUGUGCAGAACCAUUUUUGGUGCGUUCCAUAUAUUCCACCCAAGCCAGAAAUUUAAAAAUCACCGAUAUUGAUUGUAAAGAUGAAGAGAGUGGAACCGAACUGGCCUACAACAUUGUUCGUGGUAUGGAAUGGGUCACAAAUUGCCGGGACCUGUUUAAAUAA